GCGCUCCCGCGCAUGCGCAGUCGGCGCGCAGGCGGGUCUGCCGCUCUCCCUGGUAACGCGGCGCCGCCCGGCACGGGCCUCCCCUCCCUCCCGGGCCGCCAUGCAGGGCGAGGAUGCCCGGUUCCUCAAGAGGAAGGUAAAAGGAGGCAACAUAGAUGUGCAUCCAUCUGAAAAAGCCCUCGUUGUCCACUAUGAAGUGGAAGCAACAAUUCUGGGAGAGUCGGGACACCUUAUGCUGGGGGAGCGCAAGGAAUGUCAGAAGAUCAUUCGACUGAAGAGUCUUAAUGCAAAUACAGAUAUUGCUUCCCUGGCUCAGAAGGUGGUUGAAGAGUGCAAGCUCAUUCACCCCUCCAAACUUGGAGAAGUAGAACAGCUGUUGUACUAUCUACAGAAUCGCAGAGAUGCCGCAGCGGGAAAAGAAAAGAAAGAAAAAACCACUAAGCCAAAAGAUCCGUCCCCAUUUGAAGGAAUGGAGAUCGAUGAAGUUGCCAAUAUCAAUGACACGGAUGAGUACAUUGAGUUACUAUAUGAGGACAUUCCUGACAAAGUGCGCGGCUCUGCCCUCAUCCUGCAGCUGGCUAGGAAUCCUGAUAAUUUGGAAGAACUGCUUGUCAAUGAGACUGCCCUGGGUGCGUUGGCUAGAGUGCUGAGGGAGGACUGGAAACAAAGCGUGGAACUUGCUACCAAUAUAAUUUAUAUUUUCUUCUGCUUUUCAAGUUUUUCCCAGUUUCAUGGAAUAAUCACACAUUACAAAAUUGGAGCUCUGUGUAUGAAUAUCAUAGACCAUGAGCUGAAGAGACAUGAGCUUUGGCAGGAAGAACUUGCUAAAAAGAAGAAAGCUGUUGACGAAGAUCCUGAAAAUCAAACCCUGAAAAAGGACUAUGAUAAAACUUACAAGAAAUAUCAAGGGCUGGUUGUCAAGCAGGAACAGCUACUCAGAGUUGCACUUUACCUGCUCCUAAAUCUGGCUGAGGAUACUCGCACUGAGCUGAAGAUGAGAAACAAGAACAUUGUCCAUAUGUUAGUGAAAGCACUGGACCGUGAUAAUUUUGAGCUGCUUAUUCUGGUUGUAUCUUUCUUGAAGAAACUCAGCAUUUUUAUGGAGAACAAAAAUGAUAUGAUUGAAAUGGAUAUUGUUGAAAAACUUGUGAAAAUGGUACCUUGUGAACAUGAAGACCUGCUGAACAUCACUCUUCGACUCUUAUUAAAUCUCUCCUUUGACACAGGCCUGAGAAAUAAAAUGGUACAAGUUGGUCUGCUUCCCAAACUGACUGCACUUCUAGCAAAUGAAAACUACAAGCAAGUAGCUGUAUGUAUUCUGUAUCAUGUAAGCAUGGAUGACCACUUUAAAUCGAUGUUUGCCUAUACAGACUGUAUCCCACAGUUAAUGAAAAUGCUUUUUGAAUGUCCUGAUGAGCGAGUUGACCUGGAGCUUAUUUCUUUCUGUAUUAACCUUGCUGCUAACAAAAGAAAUGUACAACUUAUCUGUGAAGGAAAUGGUUUGAAAAUGCUAAUGAAGCGGGCUUUGAAAUUUAAGGACCCAUUGUUAAUGAAGAUGAUCAGGAAUAUUUCACAACAUGAUGGACCAACCAAAAGCCUGUUUAUUGAUUAUGUUGGUGACUUAGCAGCUCAAAUAUCAAAUGAUGAAGAGGAGGAAUUUGUGAUUGAAUGUCUGGGAACACUUGCAAAUCUGACCUUACCAGAUCUGGACUGGGAACUUGUGCUGAAAGAGUACAAACUGGUUCCAUACCUCAAGGAUAAACUAAAGCCAGGUGUUGCAGAAGAUGACCUCGUUUUAGAAGUGGUGAUAAUGAUUGGAACAGUUUCUAUGGAUGACUCUUGUGCUGCUCUGCUGGCUAAAUCUGGAAUCAUUCCUGCACUUAUUGAGCUUCUUAAUGCUCAGCAGGAAGAUGAUGAGUUUGUCUGCCAGAUAAUAUAUGUAUUUUAUCAGAUGGUCUUCCACCAAGCCACCAGAGAUGUCAUUAUCAAGGAAACCCAGGCUCCUGCAUAUCUUAUAGACCUCAUGCAUGAUAAAAAUGCUGAGAUUCGAAAAGUUUGUGACAACACCCUGGAUAUUAUAGCGGAAUAUGAUGAAGAAUGGGCUAAGAAAAUCCAGAGUGAGAAAUUUCGAUGGCACAACUCUCAGUGGCUGGAAAUGGUGGAGAGUCGACAGAUGGAUGACAGUGAGCAGUGCCUGUAUGGGGAUGAUCCUAUUGAGCCCUACAUCCAUGAAGGAGAUAUUCUGGAACGACCUGAUCUCUAUUACAAUGCAGAUGGCCUAAUAGCCCCUGAUGGAGUGGUGAGUCCAGAUUUCUUCAGUGAUUACCAUCUUCAGAAUGGAGACCUUGUUGGGCAGCACCCAUUCUCUAGCAGCAUCGGAGUAGAUGGGUUUGGUCAAGCACCGGGGGUUCCUGGCCGCCCAGCAACUGCGUACGGAUACCGCCCGGAUGAACCUUACUAUUACAGCUAUGGAGCACGAUGAAAAAUGUGCGCUCUGCAGCCCAGGAUGCUACCACCUGCCCUGGAGGAAAAAGCGUGAGCGGCUCGCAGUAGAUCUGUCCCUUGGUAAUGCAUGAUUGUACCACAGUGGGUCCAUUGUUAUGUAUCCUUUGGCAAGUGUAGCUUCAGAUGAACCUAGCCUUUCUGGGUCCAGUGUUGUAGUGACAGUGUUUACUCUUUGGUUGCUCUUUGUCAUUAUUUUUGUACAGUAUUUGCUCUGUGACUUGAAAUCAAAUUGGAAAGCUACUGGACUGGAAAGUGUCAAAUUGUGUAUAUUAAGCUACUAAUUUAAUUUCUAUUAAAUAUAAAAACCUG
This is a messenger RNA of Cuculus canorus (common cuckoo), 2814 nucleotides long. It is a transcript of the gene KIFAP3, whose product is annotated as kinesin associated protein 3. Gene Ontology annotation, biological process: cilium organization; microtubule-based movement. Gene Ontology annotation, cellular component: kinesin II complex; axoneme; ciliary transition zone. Bases 101 to 2482 code for a protein of 793 amino acids. Gene Ontology annotation, molecular function: kinesin binding. The record is from RefSeq and is a predicted model, not a curated record. The transcript has 20 exons. NCBI's taxonomy places the organism in Eukaryota, Metazoa, Chordata, Aves, Cuculiformes, Cuculidae.